Molecule: messenger RNA, 1204 nt
Organism: Drosophila hydei
Lineage: Eukaryota; Metazoa; Arthropoda; Insecta; Diptera; Drosophilidae
Gene: beg
Product: probable malonyl-CoA-acyl carrier protein transacylase, mitochondrial
Exons: 1
Coding region: 48-1190 (380 amino acids)
Molecular function (GO): transferase activity
Source: RefSeq, a predicted model, not a curated record
CUGUUUUCCAGUCAGCGUUUUUUUUAUGUAAAGAGAAGAAAAACAAAAUGUUCGGAGCAAAAGUACGGCAUUUUGUGCGUAAGACGAAUCUCCAGGGCAACUGUAGCUGGUGCCGCUGGAGCAGUGGUAGCAAAGCACCAGAAGCAGCUGUUAAGCCUGAUAUCAAUGCAGCCAAGCGACAGCAACUCAUUAAUGAACUAGCAGAGCCCCUCGAGAGCAACAGCCGGCCGGCAAUCGAUCCCAAGGAGACGAGUGUAGUACUGUUUCCCGGCCAAGGCACACAGUAUGUGGGCAUGGCCAAGGAUUUACUGCGGUUUCCCGGCGCCCGUCGUAUCUUUGAACUGGCCAAUGACGUGCUCAAAUACGACCUGCUCAAGAUUUGUCUCGAGGGGCCACGUGAAAAACUGAAUCGCACCGAAUACGCACAGCUGGCUGUUAUGGUUUCUUCGCUAGCCGCUUUGGAGCAACUGCGCGAGGAACGGCCUAAAGCUAUAGAAAACUGUGUGGCAGCAGCGGGCUUCAGUCUGGGCGAGAUCACGGCCUUGGUCUAUGCGGGCGCACUGCCCUUCGACAAGGCACUACAGCUGGUACAGGUACGUGCCAAUGCAAUGCAGGCAGCAUGUGAUCAGGCGCCCGGUGCCAUGGCCAUGGCACUAUACGGCCCGGACACCAAUUUGGGCGAAGCGUGCGCCAAAGCGUUGCAAUGGUGUGUGGACAGCGGCGUGGAGUCGCCCUACUGUGGCAUUGCCAACUAUAUGUACCCACAUUGCAAGGUUGUAGCGGGCAACGUUGAAGCAUUGGAGUUCCUCGAAAAGCAUGCCAAAGCACUAAAGAUACGCCGGAUGAAACGUUUGGCAGUCAGUGGAGCCUUUCACACACCCCUCAUGGCAAGCGCAGUGGAGCCAUUUAGCAAGGCGCUGAAGGCGAUACGACUGCAGGAUCCCAUCAUACGCGUCUACUCCAAUGUGGAUGGCAAGCCAUACAAGCAUGUCUCUCACAUCCUACGCCAGCUGCCCAAACAGAUUGUCAAACCGGUCAAAUGGGAGCAGACACUACACGAGCUUUACGAGCGACGUCCAGGAGUUGACUUUCCGCGCACCUUUGAAUGUGGCCCGGGUAAAGGAUUGCUUCAGGUGCUGGAGAAGGUGAACGCCAAGGCUGCGCAGACAUCAUUCAAUGUCACCGCGUGAUUAAUACAUAAAGA